Messenger RNA from Lecanosticta acicola, 645 nucleotides. NCBI's taxonomy places the organism in Eukaryota, Fungi, Ascomycota, Dothideomycetes, Mycosphaerellales, Mycosphaerellaceae. The record is from the annotation of a GenBank genome assembly.
AUGGCCACACAACAGCAGUUCAAACCCGCCUCUCUCUUCGGCGGGGCCAUUGUCGUAGACUUACCCGCAACAUUUGAAGACGUCAGGUAAAGCCCAUCCACCCUAUCUCCCAUCAAAAGUACCUACUAACUACCAUGUGAGUAUAGUGAGAUUCGGCAAGUCCCCGAUAACCAAGAAGUCUACCUGGACCGAGCAGGAUUUUCCAGCAUCGUCGUCGACAUCCUCGAAAGAGUCACCGACAAACCCAACGACAUCGAAGCCCUGAAAUUCCACCUCUCCGACAUCGUAGACGAGGACGCCGGACAGACGAAAAUCUUCAAUAUCGAAGAGGAAGUCACGAUGAGGAAAAUGCCUCCCGGGACGAAAGUUUUGACUCUGAUUGCGAUUUCUCCGCCGGGGGAGAAGAUGCGGGGACGGGCGAAUGAGCCUGAUUUUGUGGGGAUUCUGUUGGUGCUUGUGAGGCUGGUGGAGAAGGAGACGGAUGUGGUGGUGAGUGUUAAUGUGCCGCAUAUGCCGGGGGAGUAUGUGAGGGAGGAUGUGGAUUUGGGGAAGGGGAGGUGUGGGAGGCUGUUGGAGGUGGGGAAGGCUGUGAGGGAGAGGGUGCUGGAGACGUUUGAGGUUAAGAAUUGGGAUUUGUUUGUUUGA